Messenger RNA from Rhagoletis zephyria (snowberry fruit fly), 2091 nucleotides. RefSeq names its product putative fatty acyl-CoA reductase CG8306. Gene Ontology annotation, biological process: long-chain fatty-acyl-CoA metabolic process. Gene Ontology annotation, molecular function: alcohol-forming very long-chain fatty acyl-CoA reductase (NADP+) activity. The record is from RefSeq and is a predicted model, not a curated record. NCBI's taxonomy places the organism in Eukaryota, Metazoa, Arthropoda, Insecta, Diptera, Tephritidae. Gene Ontology annotation, cellular component: peroxisome.
GCGCCGAUUCAGUUCAACUUUGGCCGCGAGACGCGUUGGUUUGCUCUUUCUUAUCGGACGCUGAGCAAAUAUUUGUAGCUUGACGCACAGUGAAAAUAUUAUUGUGGCUUAUUUGCAUUGCCGCAGUGUAGAUAAAAUUACAGAAAAGAGGUUCAUUUCGGAGACGUGCAAAUUUACGAUUUGGAUUGCAUACUAAGUACAUACAAAAAAGACGAUAUUUGCUAAGUAAAAGCGGAUCAGUAGAGGCAACAGCGCAAAAAUGGCCGAUAAUCUCGCCUCCCCCAUCAAAUCAUUUUACAAGGGUAAGAAUGUCUUCAUUACCGGCGCCACUGGCUUUGUGGGCGUCACCAUCGUUGAGAAGCUGUUGCGUGACAUACCCGAAAUAGGCACCGUCUAUCUGCUGAUGCGACCCAAAAAAGGCAAAACUGUGGCGCAACGCUUGGAAGAGAUACGCAAGAAUUCCGUUUUUGACAAAUUCAAAGAAUUGACACUCUAUGAGAAGCGUUUCGAUAAGAUUGUAACCAUAGAAGGCGAUGUGGGUCAAGAGCAUUUGGGCAUCUCCGAAGCGGAACGGCAGGUGUUGAUCGAUAAUGUACAUGUGGUAUUCCAUUCGGCAGCCACAUUGGAUUUCUUUCAAUCGCUCAAAGAGACCACAAACAUUAAUUUGCUUGGCACACGGCGGGUAGUGGAGCUGUGCAAGCAACUAACGAAAUUGGAGGCUCUUGUUCACGUUUCUAGCGCUUAUGUGAACUCGUACAUCACUGAAGUUGAAGAAAAAUUAUAUCCAGCUCCAGAUGACCCUGAAAAGGUGAUACACUUAGCUGAAACACUGAGUGAUGAGGCGCUCAAGGAGUUGGAGCCAAAAUUGUUGAAAGAUCAUCCGAACACGUAUACGUUCACCAAACACUUGGCCGAACAUGAGGUGGCCAAUGUGGCUUCACGUUUUCCAUGUGGCAUUGUGCGCCCAAGCAUGAUCACCGCUGCCUGGAAACAGCCCACACCCGGCUGGACGAUAUCAAAGAACGGACCACAAGGCUUCUUUAUGGGCGCAUCUCGUGGCAUUUUGCGUCGUUUGCCUUUAGAUCCGACCAUCAUUAUGGAUUACAUACCGGUUGAUGUAGUGGUGAAUGCAAUUAUCACAACCGGUUACUAUGUAAAUGCGCUCAAAGUCAAAAAUGCCGGCAAGCCAGCUGAGCUACAAAUCUUCCAUCUCACUUCCAGCACCUACAAGCCAUUCCGUUUUGAGUUUUUAAUCAAUAAAAUUAAUGCAUUCCUACACGAAUAUCCUUUAGUUUCUGCUGUUUGGUAUCCAAAUCUAAAACUGGUCAAAAGUCUAUUCCUCUUUCGUAUAGGCGCCAUACUUUUUCAUUUUAUACCAGGAUUUUUUCUGGAUUUGGUCACUAAACUCAGCGGCGGCAGACCUAUCCUCAUACGCCUACACAAAAGCGUCUGGAACUCAUUGAAUACAUUGGAGAAAUUCAUUUUUACUGAAUGGCAUUAUGACAGCAAACAUACAUUGGCCCUAUCAAAGCAAAUGGAUCCACGCGAUCGUGAAAUAUUUUUCAUUGAUAUUGGCGAUUUAGCUUGGGAUGAUUACUUCCUUAACACAAUUAUGGGUGUGCGUCAGUAUCUGAGCAAGGAAUCACCAAAAACAUUGAAUGCUGCUAGAAAGAAGGAUAAGAUUCUUCUCGCCUUGCACGUCGCUCUGCAGUUGGCUUUCUAUUAUGGCAUUUGGAAGCUAGCCAUUGUGGCUUUUGGCUUGUCUAACGCUAAAGCGGCACUUAUACUCCCGGUUGCAUACUUCCUCGUGGGCAUGAUUUAAGCAUCACUUUCAGUAGCAAGAGUUUAACAUUUACAUACUUCUUUAUUUAAUUGAAUUUUUUUGGAUUCGCUAUACAUGUUUGUCCUGAGUAAUAUCAUGCGCAAAUAUUGAAUUGAAUUGAUGCGCUCUUGAAUUUUUAAUUUCAUCUAAAAGGUAGGUUUGGUUUAUAAAUAGUACUUAUUUGCAUAUCUGAAACCUAAAUGAAUAAAAGUGUUUUUGUAUACUAUGUACGUAUGUGCAAAGAAUAAAAAAAAAUUAUAAAAAAUGAU